This is a messenger RNA of Didymosphaeria variabile, 768 nucleotides long. RefSeq names its product Ubiquinone biosynthesis protein coq9, mitochondrial (gene COQ9). Gene Ontology annotation, biological process: ubiquinone biosynthetic process. Gene Ontology annotation, cellular component: mitochondrial inner membrane. The coding region runs from base 1 to 768 and encodes 255 amino acids. Gene Ontology annotation, molecular function: lipid binding. The transcript has 2 exons. NCBI's taxonomy places the organism in Eukaryota, Fungi, Ascomycota, Dothideomycetes, Pleosporales, Didymosphaeriaceae. The record is from RefSeq and is a predicted model, not a curated record.
AUGGCUUCUAGGCGAACCUCUAGUGUGCUUCUCGGAACAUUCCGAGCAGCCUCACGUCGUCCUGCAACUACAUGGAGACAGCGAUGCUGUUAUCACUCUUAUGAAUAUAACUCACCUCCGCCGUUCCCACCCGCCGAGUCCGCCAUCCUCUCUGCCGCCCUCUCGCAUGUACCAAGCUACGGAUUCACAGCGGAUGCCCUCCGUCUCGGAGCACGCGAUGCCGGCUACAUGGACGUGUCUACGAACCUGCUUCCGCGCGGCGUUUUCGAUCUCAUCAACUACCAUCUCGUCAGCCAAAGAUUAGCGCUGAAGAACUCAGUACAAUUUCCCUCUGCAGGCGAGCAGGGCAAGAAACUGGGCACUGGAUCAAAAGUGCGCACAUUGACACUGGCGCGACUGCGGGCCAACGAGCCUAUAAUACAUCGCUGGCAAGAGGCUCUCGCAAUCAUGGCACAACCUUCCUACGCCCCAGCCUCUCUAGCCGAAUUAGCUCGCCUGGCAGACGAGAUGUGGUAUCUUGCCGGCGAUGAAAGCGUAGACAGCAGCUGGUAUACCAAGCGCGCUAGCUUGUCUGCCAUUUAUUCCGCGACUGAAGUAUUCAUGACUCAGGAUACGUCGAAAGAUUUCAUCGAGACCGAAAAAUUCUUGGACUCGAGGUUGGGAGACGUCAUGAAAAUUGGAGGAUUCAUUGGAGCUCUGACUGAGUGGACGGACUACACACGGCACUCGGCGGUCAACGUUCUCAGGAGCAAGGGAAUGCGCGUCUGA